This is a messenger RNA of Pteronotus mesoamericanus, 2929 nucleotides long. RefSeq names its product mitofusin 2 (gene MFN2). Gene Ontology annotation, molecular function: GTP binding; GTPase activity. The record is from RefSeq and is a predicted model, not a curated record. The transcript has 20 exons. Lineage: Eukaryota; Metazoa; Chordata; Mammalia; Chiroptera; Mormoopidae. Gene Ontology annotation, cellular component: mitochondrial outer membrane. Bases 494 to 2767 code for a protein of 757 amino acids. Gene Ontology annotation, biological process: mitochondrion localization; mitochondrial fusion.
CGUCAUCGGCUUAGGACGCCGGGUGGGUGAAGGAGCGCGCGGAGACGCCUCUCCAGACGCGAGCGGGCGGGCCCCUGACCCAUAAGGAGUGGUAGGAUCCAAGCAGCUGAGCUCGGAGUUCUGCGACUCACCAGGGCCACAGCGGCAAACCUGCGGAGGCUGGUGACGCGCGCGUCUUUCCUUCUCCUCCCGCGUCGCCUCGGACUGGCGCUCGCUGAUGACGUUGCCGGCAUGAUGGCGGCCGCGAGGCCGGGAAGGUGAAGUUGGAACAACUGGUGCAGUUAACAUAACCAGUAGCCAACCUCAACCUGAGACAGGACAGAGGAGAACGGAAAUACCUUUCGUCUUUCUGACCCAACCAUGUCCACGAUGCCCACUUUGUGAAGGGCGCUAACCAUCCAAAAACUUCUCCUCUGCUCCCGUUGUGCCAGCAGACGAUCCGUGGAUCCAUUUUUUUUCCCUGCUAGGAGCUGCUGUACAUAAAUCUGGCGCAAUGUCCCUGUUCUUCUCUCGAUGCAACUCUGUUGUCACAGUCAAGAAGGAUAAGAGACACAUGGCUGAGGUGAAUGCUUCUCCACUCAAGCACUUUGUCACUGCCAAGAAGAAGAUCAAUGGCAUUUUUGAGCAGCUGGGGGCCUACAUCCAAGAGAGCGCCACCUUCCUGGAAGACACCUACAGGAAUGCAGAACUGGACCCUGUUACGACAGAAGAACAGGUUCUGGAUGUCAAAGGCUACUUGUCCAAAGUGAGGGGCAUCAGCGAGGUGCUUGCCCGGCGGCACAUGAAAGUGGCUUUUUUUGGCCGGACAAGCAACGGGAAGAGCACCGUGAUCAAUGCCAUGCUCUGGGACAAAGUCCUGCCCUCUGGGAUCGGCCACACCACCAACUGCUUCCUGCGUGUGGAGGGCACGGAUGGCCAUGAGGCCUUCCUCCUCACAGAGGGCUCAGAGGAGAAGAGGAGCAUCAAGACUGUGAACCAGCUGGCGCACGCCCUCCACCAGAACGAGCAGCUGCAUGCCGGCAGCCUGGUGAGUGUGAUGUGGCCCAACUCCAAGUGCCCUCUGCUGAAGGAUGACCUCGUGCUGAUGGACAGCCCUGGCAUCGAUGUCACCACAGAGCUGGACAGCUGGAUUGACAAGUUUUGCCUGGAUGCUGAUGUGUUUGUGCUGGUGGCCAACUCGGAGUCCACCCUGAUGCAGACGGAGAAGCAGUUCUUCCACAAGGUGAGCGAGCGCCUGUCCCGCCCCAAUAUCUUCAUCCUGAACAACCGCUGGGAUGCGUCUGCCUCGGAGCCCGAGUACAUGGAGGAGGUGCGGCGGCAGCACAUGGAGCGCUGUACCGGCUUCCUGGUGGACGAGCUGGGCGUGGUGGAUCGAGGCCAGGCUGGAGACCGCAUCUUCUUUGUGUCUGCCAAGGAGGUGCUCAACGCCAGGAUCCAGAAGGCCCAGGGCAUGCCCGAAGGAGGGGGCGCUCUUGCAGAAGGCUUUCAAGUGAGGAUGCUUGAGUUUCAGAAUUUUGAGAGGAGGUUUGAGGAAUGCAUUUCCCAGUCUGCAGUGAAGACCAAAUUUGAGCAACACACGGUCCGGGCGAAGCAGAUUGCAGAGGCAGUUCGCCUCAUCAUGGACUCUCUGCACAUCGCGGCCCAGGAGCAGCGGGUUUACUGCCUGGAAAUGCGCGAGGAUCGGCAGGAGCGACUGAGAUUUAUUGACAAACAGUUGGAGCUCUUGGCGCAAGACUACAAACUGCGAAUUAGGCAGAUCACGGAGGAAGUCGAAAGGCAGGUGUCAACAGCAAUGGCCGAGGAGAUCAGGCGCCUCUCGGUGCUGGUGGACGAGUACCAGAUGGAUUUCCACCCUUCCCCAGUCGUCCUCAAGGUUUAUAAGAAUGAGCUGCACCGCCAUAUAGAGGAAGGACUGGGCCGAAACAUGUCAGACCGCUGCUCCACGGCCAUCACCAGCUCCCUGCAGACCAUGCAGCAGGAGAUGAUAGACGGCUUGAAGCCCCUCCUUCCUGCGUCGGCGCGGAGUCAGAUUGACCUGCUGGUUCCUCGGCAGUGCUUCUCUCUCAGCUACGACCUGAACUGUGACAAGCUGUGUGCCGACUUUCAGGAGGACAUCGAGUUCCACUUCUCCCUCGGGUGGACCAUGCUAGUGAAUAGGUUCCUGGGCCCCAAGAGCAGCCGCCGGGCCUUGAUGGGCUACAACGACCAGGUUCAGCGCCCCGUCCCUCUGACGCCAGCCAACCCCAGCAUGCCCCCUCUGCCGCAGGGCUCCCUCACCCAGGAGGAGCUCAUGGUCUCCAUGGUCACCGGCCUGGCCUCCCUGACGUCCAGGACCUCCAUGGGCAUUCUGGUGGUUGGAGGCGUGGUGUGGAAGGCAGUGGGCUGGCGGCUCAUCGCCUUGUCCUUUGGGCUCUACGGCCUCCUCUACGUCUAUGAGCGUCUGACCUGGACCACAAAGGCCAAGGAGAGGGCCUUCAAGCGCCAGUUUGUGGAGUACGCCAGCGAGAAGCUGCAGCUCAUCAUCAGCUACACCGGCUCCAACUGCAGCCACCAAGUCCAGCAGGAACUGUCUGGGACUUUUGCUCAUUUGUGCCAGCAAGUCGACAUCACCCGGGAGAACCUGGAGCAGGAAAUUGCUGCUAUGAACCAGAAAAUUGAGGUUCUUGAUUCACUUCAGAGCAAAGCAAAACUGCUCAGGAAUAAAGGCGGUUGGAUGGACAGUGAACUCAACAUGUUCAUGCACCAGUACCUGCAGCCCAGCAGAUAGUGGGCCGCCGGAGCCUGCGUGGAGAAGGGCGGCGGCGCCAGCCAUGGAGCGGGGGCCGCCACCAGGGCCCCACGCUGCUUCUGGCCGGCCCGCCGUGAGAAUGAAAGCGCCAGUGUUUCACACCGUUUUGAGCCCUUCACACUAGUUCCUCGCCCUGCCCCC